Messenger RNA from Melampsora larici-populina 98AG31, 1137 nucleotides. RefSeq lists its product as uncharacterized. The record is from RefSeq and is a predicted model, not a curated record. Bases 1 to 1137 code for a protein of 378 amino acids. Lineage: Eukaryota; Fungi; Basidiomycota; Pucciniomycetes; Pucciniales; Melampsoraceae. The transcript is spliced from 5 exons.
AUGGAAUCAAGAAUGCAGGAUCUCCAGAAAGAAGACUUGAAAAUCCGAAUCAAACUUCCAAAGAAAGCAUCCACACCUAUCGAUCCUACCGAGACACUUCCACACCAACAGCCCCCGAAGGUGGCUAUCGAAGUAGAUCAGGCCAAAACUGAUGCAUUGAUGCCUUCAAAGACUCACAUCGCAUCCAAGACUCACAUCGCAUCACCAUUUCCAGCCAGCCCCCCUCCUGCUUCACUGAUACCACCAGACUUGAACUUCCAGAAACCUGCCGAACCACCGAUGUCAACACCUCCUCCUCUUAAUUUUGAAGCUGAAGACGAUGACAAUGAAGGAGACCAUUUUGAGACCCCAAACGAACAUUUUCCCAUCAUCCCCACUUUACAUGGAAGCAUGCAAAACCAACUAUCGCCAAUUAUCGAAAGACGUGUUCAUGAAGAACCUUUGGGCGCAAUCGAGGUCCCAAAAGAUCAGCCGGAACCCCCUUUGAAACCAGUCGAAUCACCACAGUACAAACAAGAAAAUGACUUACCUGCUCCUUUGACCAAAAAGCGGAACACACAAAAAUUAGGCAAAAAAGUAGGCAAAGGUCCUUCCAAGAAAGCUCAAGAACAAAAACAACUCAAGAACUCAACCAACCUUCCUCUCCACGAGCCUACUUCCAAGAAGCAGAAGAACAAGACUCCCAUCGAUCAAGUCACUCUUAAUGCCCUUCAGGACAAGGAAAAAUCGAAAGAGCAACUUAAGCCCCCUAUUAUAACUCGAUCCAAGAAACGCACUCAAGGCCAAGACUCCAUUCAAAAUCCCAAAGUACCUACAGUUUCUCUUCCUCCAACCAAGAAGCCCAAAAAAAGGAAAUCCCAGGAAACCAUGGUCAUUCCUACCCGUUCCUCUACUCGAAUUAAACGCCUCCUUACCACCCCGGAUGACUCCUCUAACAACACCUUGGCUAAUAAGGCAUCGGUUAAUCAAUCACCGAGCAAAUCAAUCCAAUCGAACAUUCAUGAAGAAUCAACUGAAAAUUUGCCAACCAAAACUCCUCCUCCAAUUACCGAAACCGAAAAUCAUCCUGAAAAUGAUUCGGCUCAAGUGGACCCAUCUAUCCAGGUAUGUUAUGUUGUCUCUACCUUAUAUCGAUGA